UGACAGGUUACAGCUAUGUGGCUCUACCUGGCUGUCCUGGUGGGGCUUUACCUCCUUCGUCGCUGGUACUGGGAGAGACAGACGGUGGAGAGCCUGACGGAGAAAUACGUCUUCAUCACCGGCUGCGACACUGGCUUUGGGAACCAGCUGGCCAGGCAGCUGGAUGCUCGGGGUCUGCGGGUGCUGGCCGCUUGCCUCACUCCGGAAGGGGCAGAGCGUCUGGAAAAAGUCACUUCCGACCGGUUAAAAACCACCCUGCUGGAUGUCACCAGCACUGAGAGAGUGGCAGCAGCCGCUGAGUGGGUGAAAACAUGCGUGGGGAACAAAGGACUUUGGGGACUGAUAAACAAUGCAGGUAUUGGUAACCCAACAGCUCCCAACGAGUGGCUGACCAAGGAGGACUUUGUCUCAAUUCUGGAUGUCAACCUGCUUGGGUUAAUUGACGUGACGCUGCACAUGCUGCCCUUUGUAAGGAAGGCCAAAGGGAGGGUGGUCAACGUGUCCAGUGUGAUGGGAAGACUGUCGUGCUAUGGAGGAGGUUAUUCUAUAUCCAAACACGGCAUGGAAGCCUUUUCUGACAGCCUGAGGCAAGAGAUGCAGACUUUUGGAGUCCACGUCAGCAUGAUUGAACCUGGCUCUUUCUCAACAUCCAUCUUAAAUCAUGUGGAGGAGACCUUGCAGAAUAUAUGGUGCCAGCUGCCCCCAGACAUCCAAGAAAGCUAUGGGCAGAAGUUCUUGAAAAUGUAUUGCAAAGUGAUACAACUUGCCAAGAAGACUGGCGAGAAGAACCUCUGUUUGGUGACGGACUGCAUAGAGCAUGCCUUAACGUCCUACCAUCCUCGUGCUCGCUACUCUGCUGGCUGGGAUGCAAAGCUUUUCUUUCUGCCCGUCUCUUAUUUGCCAAGCUGGGUGGUAGACUGGCUGUUUGUAGUUGUUUUGCAUAUAACAGGACACACAAGUUAGAAAGGCUCACUACUAUCUUGGGAAACUAGCCAGCUUUUAGAGGAGAAGACAUGCUUUUACAUCCUGCUUGGAUUGUAUUAUAAUAGCUAUCAACAAUAUACCUUUAGCUACAUAUCAUCCCAUGGGUGACACAGUUAGCUCUUUUCAUUGUUUUGUUAUGGUUAAACAUUCUGCUUUUCAAGAUCUAAAAUUAAGAGGUAGUUCCAUGCUACAAAACACCCAGCUUUAAACGUCACAGUUGAAGCCCCUUAAAAU
This is a messenger RNA of Candoia aspera, 1218 nucleotides long. RefSeq names its product retinol dehydrogenase 16-like. Gene Ontology annotation, cellular component: intracellular membrane-bounded organelle. Gene Ontology annotation, biological process: steroid metabolic process; retinol metabolic process. The record is from RefSeq and is a predicted model, not a curated record. Gene Ontology annotation, molecular function: all-trans-retinol dehydrogenase (NAD+) activity. The coding region runs from base 16 to 963 and encodes 315 amino acids. NCBI's taxonomy places the organism in Eukaryota, Metazoa, Chordata, Lepidosauria, Squamata, Candoiidae. The transcript has 4 exons.